GAAGGAAGCUUGGAAGUAGCAUGUGCUGUCGUGGCAAGGGGAUGCUGACUCAGGGAGGGGCAGGAGCCAGACAGCCCCGUCAUCACGGGACAGAAGGUGUUUCCAACUCUGCAGAUUGGCCCAGGCACUGCUGAGCCUUGGCAAGGCCGGUAUAAAAGCUGUGCCUCUGCCAGUCUCUCCCAACCACCACUCUGGUCGCCUCCUCCUCCAGGAACAGGAGCACCAUUCCAUUGCACACCAAGAUGUCUUGCUACGACCUGUGCCCACCAAGAACCGGCGUUGCCGUCCCCCAGCCCAUCGCUGAGAGCUGCAACGAGCUGUGCGCCCGCCAGUGCCCCGACUCUUCAGCCUUCAUCCAGCCACCGCCUGUGGUUGUCACCUUCCCCGGCCCCAUCCUCAGCUCCUUCCCCCAGCAAGCCGUGGUGGGCUCCUCCGGAGCACCCGCCUUUGGGGGCAACCUGGGGCUGGGAGGCCUCUACGGUGCUGGGGCCACUCAGGCCUCGGGGGGUCUCUGCACCUUUGGCAGACCCUACGCUCCUGCCGCCUGCAGCCCUCUGGCUCUGCCCCGCUACAGCCAGAGGCUGUGGGACACCUGUGGGUCCUGCUAA
Molecule: messenger RNA, 608 nt
Organism: Neopsephotus bourkii (Bourke's parrot)
Lineage: Eukaryota; Metazoa; Chordata; Aves; Psittaciformes; Psittacidae
Product: scale keratin-like
Exons: 2
Coding region: 243-608 (121 amino acids)
Cellular component (GO): intermediate filament
Molecular function (GO): structural constituent of cytoskeleton
Source: RefSeq, a predicted model, not a curated record